This is a messenger RNA of Talpa occidentalis (Iberian mole), 2064 nucleotides long. RefSeq names its product syntaxin 7 (gene STX7). Bases 140 to 859 code for a protein of 239 amino acids. NCBI's taxonomy places the organism in Eukaryota, Metazoa, Chordata, Mammalia, Eulipotyphla, Talpidae. The transcript is spliced from 10 exons. Gene Ontology annotation, molecular function: SNARE binding; SNAP receptor activity. Gene Ontology annotation, biological process: vesicle-mediated transport; vesicle fusion; intracellular protein transport. Gene Ontology annotation, cellular component: synaptic vesicle; SNARE complex; endomembrane system. The record is from RefSeq and is a predicted model, not a curated record.
CCGAGCGCCGUCGCGGGGUGCGGGCCCGGGGGUGUGCGCGGCCGCGCGGGAGGAGGACGCGGAGGAGGUCGGGAUGACUGCUUAGAAAACUACACAGCCCACCAGCAUCUGAUGAAAUUAGCGUGUAAGCAAAUCAAAAAUGUCUUACACUCCAGGAAUUGGCGGUGACCCCGCUCAGCUGGCCCAGCGGAUCUCCUCCAACAUCCAGAAGAUCACACAAUGUUCUGUGGAAAUACAGAGGACUCUGAAUCAACUUGGAACACCUCAAGAUUCUCCUGAAUUGAGGCAACAAUUGCAACAGAAGCAGCAGUACACUAACCAGCUUGCCAAAGAAACUGAUAAAUAUAUUAAAGAGUUUGGAUCUCUGCCCACCACCCCCAGUGAACAGCGUCAAAGGAAAAUACAGAAGGAUCGCUUAGUGGCUGAAUUCACAACAUCACUGACAAACUUUCAAAAGGUCCAGAGGCAGGCUGCUGACAAGGAGAAGGAUUUUGUUGCUCGAGUUAGAGCCAGUUCCAGAGUAUCUGGUGGUUUUCCCGAGGACAGCUCAAAAGACAAGAAUCUUGUAUCCUGGGAAAGCCAAACUCAACCUCAAGUGCAGGUGCAGGAUGAAGAAAUUACAGAGGAUGACCUCCGCCUUAUCCAUGAGAGAGAGUCUUCUAUUAGGCAACUGGAAGCUGAUAUUAUGGAUAUUAAUGAAAUAUUUAAAGAUUUGGGAAUGAUGAUUCAUGAGCAAGGAGAUGUGAUAGAUAGCAUAGAAGCCAAUGUCGAAAAUGCAGAGGUGCACGUUCAGCAAGCAAACCAGCAGCUGUCAAGGGCAGCGGAUUAUCAGAAAAAGGAUUCCUGCAUGUUGCUGUGAGACACACAAGCCAUUAAAGAAACACAGAGAUCUACACCUAGUCCAGGAGUGAAGAGUGGAACUAAACCCCAAUCUUUAUAUUUUAAAUGAAUAUUACAUAUUUUUAGCUCUUUGGUUUUUAUUUGUAUGUUGAGGUUUUGAAUGCAGAUUCUGUUAAAGAAUGGGAAUGAUUGGAAAACAGUAAGUUUACUUUAGGAAAAAUUGCCAGGUAUUUAUAAUUGCUGAUAUUUGCAGAAAACUCACUUUGAAAAGCGUUUUUUUGAUUAAAAACUUUAAAAUGUAUAAACUUUUAAACUGUUCUUUGUUUUCAUAUGUAGGUAACAGUCUAUUACUUAUAUCAGUAAUUUUAAUUCUCAGCAUCAUCUUUUUUAAGCCAACUACACCCUUAGAAAAAGUUAAUUUAGUUAAAAAAAAGUUAGUUAAAAAAAUGUUUUUGAAAGAGUAGUGCCAUAAGAAUUGAUAUUUUUGAGAAGCAAGAAAUACAUUGAAAAAGUUGAGGACAUCAAAAAUUUAAGAAUAGAAUUAUUAUAUGAUCUAGAAAUCCCACUUUUGGACAUUGAAACCAGGUUCUAGGAUAGGUAUUGGCAUACCAUUUUUCAUGGCAGAAUUAUUGAAAAUAAUUAAAAGGUGGAAGCAGCCCAAUUAUCCAUCAACAGAUAAGUGGAUAAACUAAAUGUAGUAUAUACAGACAAUGGAGUAUUUUCAGUCUUGAAAGGGAAGAAAAUUGUGACACAGGCUAGAACAUGGAAGAACCUUGAGGACAUUAUGCUAAAUGAAAUAAGCCAGUCACCAAAAAAAGACAAAUACAGUAUGAGUCCACUUAUGUAAGGUACAUAGAGCAGUCAAAUUCAUGGAAACAAAGUGGAAUGGUAGUUCCCAUGGAUUAGGGUAGGAGGGAAAUCAAAGAAUCAGGAGUUGUUUUAUGGGUAUAGAGUGUCAGAUUUAUAAGAUGAAAGGGUUUUGAAAAUCAGUUGCAUAAUAAUUGAAUAUAUCCAACACUAAUGAACUGCACACCUGAAAGGAUUAAGGUGGUAAAUUUUAUGUUGCAUGUGUUGCAUGUGUUUUAGCACAAUUAAAAAUAAAAUUAUAAAAAAAAAAGUUGAGGACAAUAAAUGACUUGAUUUUACUCUCAAAAUUUACUGAAGUAUUUUCAGUUGCUAUAGAGAUGCUCCACUACAUCUGUAAAUAUGUUUUUGUUUUUGCAU